Phalaenopsis equestris is the source of this 1357-nucleotide messenger RNA. RefSeq names its product alcohol dehydrogenase-like 4. Gene Ontology annotation, cellular component: cytosol. Gene Ontology annotation, biological process: formaldehyde catabolic process. The record is from RefSeq and is a predicted model, not a curated record. Gene Ontology annotation, molecular function: S-(hydroxymethyl)glutathione dehydrogenase [NAD(P)+] activity; zinc ion binding. NCBI's taxonomy places the organism in Eukaryota, Viridiplantae, Streptophyta, Magnoliopsida, Asparagales, Orchidaceae.
UUAUAGCCAUCCCCAUCUGCACAGCGAAUAGCACACAGAAGACACAGAAGGAUAACAGAGAUGGCGGGCUUCAACUCAGAGAACACCAAUGGCUUCCACGCCGGAGAGAACGGGGACGCCGGAGAUAAAACGGCCGGAAAAGUUAUCACAUGCAAAGCGGCUGUGGUUUGGGGACCUGGCCGGGAGAAGCUCAAAAUGGAGGAAAUAGAGGUGGAGCCUCCUCAGCGCAUGGAAGUCCGGAUUCGAAUUCUCUUCACCUCGAUUUGCCACACCGACCUCAGCGCUUGGAAGGGCGAGAACAAACAACAACAGGUCUUCCCUCGUGUCCUGGGCCACGAGGCGGCGGGGGUGGUGGAGAGCGUGGGGGAGGGCGUUGAGGACUUGAGACCGGGUGACCGAGUGGUGCCGGUUUUCAACGGCGAAUGCGGAGAUUGUGCUGCGUGUCGAUCUGAGAAGACCAAUAUGUGCGCCGGCUACGCGGUGGACGCAAUGCGGAGCGUGAUGCGGGCCGACGGGAGGGUCAGAUUCUACUGGGUUGGGCCCGAUGGAGAGCGACGGCCCGUUCAUCACUUCUUGAACACGUCCACCUUCGCUGAAUACACGGUCAUAGACUCCGCCUGUGUGGUGAGAGUCCCCACCGACGCGCCGCUCAGCCGAAUGUGCCUUCUCAGUUGCGGCAUCUCUACGGGGAUUGGAGGGGCGUGGAACACAGCCAACGUGGAGAAGGGGUCAAAGGUUGCAAUUUUCGGACUCGGAGCAGUGGGUCUUGCUGUUGCCGAAGGAGCACGGCUGAGAGGAGCUGCCCGGAUCAUUGGAAUUGACAUUAAUCCAAAUAAGUUUGUGAAAGGACGAGAAAUGGGUAUCACAGAUUUCAUAAACCCAAUGGAGUGCACAAAACCCUUACAUGAGGUGCUGAGGGAAUUGACAGAAGGUGGAGUUGAUUACAGCUUUGAGUGCUCUGGGAAUCUAGAUGUUCUUCGCGAGGCUUUUCUGUCAACUCAUCUGGGUUGGGGAUUAACCGUGAUUCUGGGAGUCCACCCAUCACCUAAAUUACUACCGCUGCAUCCUAUGGAGCUGUUUGAGAGGAAGAUAGUCGCUGCUGUGUUUGGCGACUUCAAACCAAAGUCUCAGUUGCCAGAUUUAAUCAGCAAGUGCUUAACUGAGGAAAUUAAAAUAAAUCUGAAUGGGUUUAUAUCUCAUGAGCUGCCCUUCUCUGAGAUCAACCAAGCCUUUCAAUUGCUUUCAGAUGGGAAGGCUUUGAGGUGUCUUUUGAAGCUUUGAGUUAAUCUAUAUGAUUGGAGUGGAGAGAAUUUUAUGAAACCAUAUAUGUUUUGAAGUUUUUUUUAAAUAUUUUUUU